GAAGGUGGUCCACUCAAGAGCCCAAGACAUGGCAUGGAUUUUCACAUGGAGGGUGACAUCCCCACACCAUAUGUGAGUGCCCCAUCAAGCCCAUGCCGGCGUAGUAGCUUCAAUGGCCCACCUUACUUCUAUAGUGUGCCGGGGAGCCCGACGUCUCCGAUCGUAGCGCUCAAAUGGGAGUCCAAGCUGGGGGUAGCCAAGAGUGCCAAAGACGACGACAAUUUUGAAUUUGGUACUAGUCAAAGAUUUGAAAGUCUUAUGUGUCCUCACAAUCGACAUACGGAAACAUCAAUGCAACAACAACAACAACAACAACAACAACAAAAGAUGGGAGAGCUUCCCAUCACGUCAUUUGCAGAUGAGCUUUUUUGUAACGGCCAGCUUCGGCCAUUGAAGCUGCCACCACGCCUUCAAUUCGAGAGCAGUCCAAGUUUUUGUGUUUCAUCGCGCCGGUCACCGGGCUCAGCAUCUUGUGGGCCCAUUUAUAGGCGUAGUUUCAAGAACAAGAACAUUGAUCCGUUCGCAGCGGCUCUCGAUGAGAUCAGGAAGGAGGAUGUGGGGAUAGACCAAGGGACCGCAUGUAGGCGGACCCGGUCUUUUUCCUCAUUUAGGACUUUCCGAUGGGGCCGCAACCGCGCAAGUGGCCCGCAGCACCACGACAACAAAAUAGGCCCAUUGGAACCUACAUGGCAAUUCACAUUUGCCCCCAAAGAGCCCAUAGGGCCCAAAAAGUCGUCCUAUGUGAGGCCCACCGACGACACAUGGCAAUUAACAUUGUUCCCCACAGGGCCCACCAAGCCCAUCAAAUCAACUUCAACAGGGCCCACCCGAAAGAGCAUCUUUCCUGGGCCUAGAGUUAACAAAUGUGAGCCCAGUAAGAAGAUUAGUAGAUGGGUCUCUUUUGUUAACUGGUCCAAGAGAAAAAUGAACAAGGACCGCCCAAAGCUCGAUCUGAGAAAUCAGGCGGCUGUGAUGAGAAAGAGAGAGGAUAUAAGGAGUUUGAGCUUUAGAUCUGUGCAUGAGGCCCAUUACAAUGGAAAGAAGGGUGUGUAUGAGGACAUGAGAAAGAAAACCAUCAUACCAUAUAAGCCCAGUGGCCUGUUUGUUUGUUUUGGAUUCGGUUCUAAAGACAUGAAGUACAGGAAAUGAAGUUUCAGAUUGUGUAAGUGGGCCAUUGUUUUGUUGAUCCAUACCGUUGAUAUGAUGGACCCAACCAUGGAUCAACGUUGGCUCAAAAAACAAAGAUCCUACCUGUCCAAUUUUUGGCAUUUCAUUCAGUUCAAUGUGAACCAUUGCUUUAUUUAUUUUAAUAUUUGUAUAUUUGCACACCAGGUUAGGCUUUGUUUUUCCAUGUGAGACCCAUCAGAUCAACGGUCUCAGUCUGUGGAAGUCCCAUUUGUUUGAUUUGCAGACAUGAGGAUUUUGUGUCCAAGUUUCUAGAAGCUUCUUCUCUUUGGAAGUUUGAUAUUGUUAGAGAGU
Magnolia sinica is the source of this 1479-nucleotide messenger RNA. RefSeq lists its product as uncharacterized. Bases 34 to 1149 code for a protein of 371 amino acids. Lineage: Eukaryota; Viridiplantae; Streptophyta; Magnoliopsida; Magnoliales; Magnoliaceae. The transcript has 2 exons. The record is from RefSeq and is a predicted model, not a curated record.